UUUCCCGAAGAAGCGUUAUUUCUCUCUCCCCCUCUCUCUCUUUCUCUCGCUCCCUCCCUCCCUUCCCAGUCUGCAGCGAGGCCCUGCCUUCCCCCGCUGCCAUUCCCCUCGCCGGCUUCCUGUGCACGGAGAGCGAGCUGCCGCCAGCCCUGCCACCUCAACAUGGAGUAGCGCGUCCCUGCGAGGCUGCGACCGGUUGCAAGCGACCGAGAGGGAUCGGCGAGCGCCGCGCCACAUGAGCCAUUACGGCACUGCGGAGACACGAUCAGCGUGAAGCCACCACGGAUAAGACGCCGCGCUUUUUAUUUAUUAUUUAAAAGAUGGCGAACGACUCUCCGGCUAAGAGUCUGGUGGACAUAGACCUCUCGUCUUUGCGGGAUCCGGCUGGGAUUUUUGAAUUGGUGGAAGUAGUCGGCAAUGGCACCUAUGGACAAGUAUACAAGGGGCGACAUGUCAAAACCGGACAGCUGGCCGCCAUCAAGGUCAUGGACGUCACGGAGGAUGAGGAGGAGGAAAUUAAGCUGGAGAUCAACAUGCUGAAGAAGUACUCUCACCAUAGAAACAUCGCCACCUACUAUGGUGCGUUCAUUAAGAAGAGCCCCCCAGGCCAUGAUGACCAGCUCUGGCUGGUCAUGGAGUUCUGUGGGGCGGGCUCCAUCACUGACCUCGUGAAGAACACUAAGGGGAACAGCCUGAAGGAGGACUGGAUCGCCUACAUCUCCCGUGAAAUCCUCCGGGGUCUGGCCCACCUGCACGCCCACCACGUCAUCCACCGUGACAUCAAGGGCCAGAACGUCCUGCUGACAGAGAACGCCGAGGUCAAGCUGGUGGAUUUUGGUGUGAGUGCCCAGCUGGACCGGACCGUGGGCCGGAGGAACACCUUCAUCGGGACGCCGUACUGGAUGGCCCCCGAAGUCAUUGCCUGCGAUGAAAACCCUGAUGCCACCUACGACUACAGGAGCGACCUGUGGUCCUGUGGGAUAACGGCCAUCGAGAUGGCAGAGGGGGCUCCCCCGUUGUGCGACAUGCACCCGAUGAGGGCGCUCUUCCUCAUCCCCAGGAACCCCCCACCAAGGCUCAAGUCCAAGAAAUGGUCUAAGAAGUUCUUCAGCUUCAUCGAAAGCUGCUUGGUGAAGAACUAUAUGCAGAGGCCGCCGACAGAGCAGCUGCUGAAGCACCCCUUCAUCCGGGACCAGCCCAACGAGAGGCAGGUCCGCAUCCAGCUGAAGGAUCACAUCGACCGCACCCGCAAGAAGAGGGGCGAGAAGGACGAGACCGAGUAUGAGUACAGUGGGAGUGAGGAAGAGGAAGAGGAGACUCCAGAGCAAGAAGGGGAACCCAGCUCCAUCGUCAACGUGCCCGGCGAGUCGACGCUGCGCCGGGACUUUAUCCGCCUGCAGCAGGAGAACAAGGAGCGCUCCGAGGCUCUGAGGAGGCAGCAGCUCCUGCAGGAGCAGCAGCUCCGUGAACAGGAGGAGUACAAGCGGCAGCUGCUGGCAGAGAGGCAGAAGCGCAUUGAGCAGCAGAAGGAACAGCGGCGGCGGCUGGAGGAGCAACAACGCCGUGAGCGUGAGAUGCGACGGCAGCAGGAGCGUGAGCAGCGACGGCGGGAGCAGGAGGAGAAGAGACGCAUUGAGGAGAUGGAGCGCCGUCGCAAGGAGGAGGAGGAGCGCAGGAGGGCUGAGGAGGAGAAGAGGAGGGCCGACCGCGAGCAGGAGUAUAUUCGCCGUCAGCUGGAGGAGGAGCAGAGGCACCUGGAGAUCUUGCAGCAGCAGCUGCUCCACGAGCAGGCCAUGCUCCUGGAGUACAAAUGGCGGGAGAUGGAGGAGCAGCGGCAGGCUCAGCGCCUCCACAGGCAGCUGCAGGUGGAGCAGGCCUACCUGCUGUCGCUCCAGCAGGACCACAGGCAGCAGCAGCAGCAUCAAGACAGGACCAAGGCCCCUCAGCAGCCCCCGCCGCACGCGCACCCCCACCCGCACUCGCCCGCAGAGCCCAAAGGCCCCACCCCCAAACCUGAGCCUGAGGUGGCCGAGCGAGCCCGAGAGGCUGAUGAAAGGUUUCGAAAGAACAUCCAGGGCUCCCCCCAGGCCGCUCAGUCCAAGCAGCCCCCGGCUCCCUUCCACAACGGAAGCUCCGCAGAAGUUGUCGCCUCCGCUCCCCACAGGCCCAUGGAACCACAGUGGUCUCACCCGGCCGCCCCCCCCGUGUCCCGCUCCCACUCCUUCAGUGACCCUGCUCCUAGCUUUGCACACCUCCACCUCCGACCGCAGGAGCCGCGCCAGGCCGCACCUGCACGCAGUGAACCCCCGCCCCCCCCAGAGCCUAGGGCCCCGCCCCCUGAGCCCGCCCCCAAGCACAAGCAGCCAGCCUGGGCUCGGGCCGACAGUGAGGAGGCCCCUCCCAGGGUUCCGGUGAGGACGACUUCCCGGUCCCCGGUGCUGUCCCGGCGAGACUCUCCACUGCAAGGGGGCGUGCAGCCCAGUGGUCAGGCGGCCCAGAGGAGCACAGCAAACAACCCUGAGCCGCGCCUCCUCUGGGAUCGUGUGGAGAAGCUGGCCUCCAGGCCCGGCAGUGGCAGCUCCUCUGGCUCCAGCAACUCCAGUUCCCAGGCCGGCUCCCAGAGCGGCUCAGGGGAGAGGUUCCGGGUCCGAUCGUCUUCAAAGUCAGAGGGCUCCCCGUUACAGCGGCCUGAAAAUGCUGCGAAGAAGCCAGAGGAGAAGAAGGAUUUUGUCCGGCCAAGCCGACCGGCGGCUGACGUGGAUCUCACCGCCCUAGCCAAAGAACUGAGGGCAGUGGAGGAGGUGCGGCCCCACAACAAGGUGACCGACUAUUCCUCCUCCAGUGAGGAGUCUGGCACCACAGAUGAGGAAGAUGAAGAUGUCGAACAGGAAGGCGCUGACGAGUCCACCUCAGGCCCUGAAGACUCACGUGCCGUCUCCUCCAACCUCAGUAAUGGAGAGACUGAAUCAGUCAAGACCAUGAUUGUUCAUGACGAGACCGAGAGUGACCCUGCUACCACGCCCUCGAAAGAUGGUACCUUGAUCGUCAAACAGAGCGCAGGGGAAAAAAAGCGCCCCGGCUACACGGAGAGCAAUGGCUUUGCAGGCCGCAUCCAUCUCUUGCCAGACCUCAUCCAGCAAAGCCAUUCCUCCUCCUCCUCCUCCAUCUCCAACUCCCCCUCGUCCAGCCAGGCCAGCCCCUCCAUGUCCCCCCAGACCCCCAUGGACAAGCUGAGCGCCAGCGAGACCCAGUCUGCCAGCAACACCAUGCAGAAACACAAGUCGUCAUCCUCCUUCACGCCUUUCAUCGACCCCCGGCUCCUGCAGAUCUCCCCCUCUAGUGGGAGCUCACUCUCUUCUGCAGCUUUUGGAAAUGAAACCCGUCUAAACGAUCCCUCUCGGAAGGGCUCAGUAGUGAAUGUGAAUCCGGUUAACACCCGGCCGCAGAGUGACACCCCAGAGAUCCGCAAGUACAAGAAGAGGUUCAACUCUGAGAUUCUCUGUGCAGCACUUUGGGGUGUGAACCUGCUGGUGGGCACAGAGAGUGGAUUGAUGCUGCUGGACCGGAGUGGACAGGGUAAAGUUUACCCCCUCAUUAACCGACGCCGUUUCCAGCAGAUGGAUGUCCUGGAGGGUCUCAAUGUCUUGGUAACAAUAUCAGGUAAGAAAAACAAGCUGCGUGUUUACUACCUGUCCUGGCUGAGGAACAAGAUUCUGCAUAAUGACCCUGAAGUGGAGAAGAAGCAAGGCUGGACCACUGUGGGGGAUCUGGAGGGAUGUGUACACUACAAAGUUGUGAAAUAUGAGCGAAUCAAGUUCUUGGUUCUUGCUCUCAAGAAUUCAGUCGAAGUUUAUGCAUGGGCGCCCAAGCCAUAUCACAAAUUUAUGGCCUUUAAGUCAUUUGGAGAGCUUGUUCACAAGCCCCUGCUGGUUGACCUGACGGUGGAGGAGGGUCAGAGAUUGAAGGUCAUCUACGGCUCAUGCUCUGGCUUCCAUGCUGUGGAUGUAGACUCUGGGGCGGUGUAUGACAUCUACCUGCCUACACACAUCCAGACCAGCAUCCAGUCGCAUGCCAUCAUCAUCCUGCCCAAUACAGAUGGCAUUGAAUUACUUGUAUGCUACGAGGAUGAGGGUGUUUAUGUUAACACAUAUGGCCGCAUCACCAAGGAUGUGGUGCUUCAGUGGGGUGAGAUGCCCACCUCCGUAGCCUACAUCAGGUCCAACCAGAUCAUGGGCUGGGGUGAGAAGGCCAUAGAGAUCCGUUCCGUAGAGACAGGACACCUGGACGGAGUUUUCAUGCACAAGAGGGCCCAGAGGCUGAAGUUCCUGUGCGAGAGGAAUGAUAAGGUGUUCUUUGCCUCAGUGCGCUCUGGGGGCUCUAGCCAGGUGUACUUCAUGACCUUGGGGCGAAGUUCCCUGCUUAGCUGGUAGAAGAUAUGCCCCCCACAUUGGAAUAAGUUUUAUUUUUCCCCUCAAUAUUUAAGACGACAACCAAGAAACAAACACGACAACCUUGAACUGAAACUUCAAUUGCCGUACCAAGCCACCCCAGAAGUGAAUGGGGACCUCUAACAAGAAAAAUCAAGACGCAUGGGAUGCGCAGGAAGAGGACCUUCUCAUGGCCAAUGAGUUUGCAGAUAUUGGUUAUGUUAUCAGAUUGUAACCUUAAUGACAGCCUAAACCCCAAUAGCUUCCCUGCACUAUCAAGAUAUCUAAGUUCUGAUGUAGACCUGCAUUUGGUCUUUCCUAAGAUAUCAAGACCCCCUUGAAUUCUCCUAUGUUUAAGGUUUGGGGUAGCACUCCUACAGUUGAGAAAUCUGUAUGUUUAUGUAUCCUGCUUGAGGGAAGGAGUGGGGGGUUUACAAGUGUUUGCAAACGGGCAGGAUAAUCAAUCGGAGGCUGUCCACACUUCACUCGGAUCAUGGGUGGGAGGGUUGGCCUUGGUGUUUUUGUGGCAAAAGGAGUGGGUGGGGUCUGAGGGCUUUUUGUCCUCGUCACGUGUGCUUUUGGGUUAGGGCAGGCAUUUUUGUGUUGCAUUUUUGACAUUUCCAUAAGGUGGUCCUCUACAGGGUGUUAGGACAUGUUCUAGGAAAAAAGUGCAACUGUAUUUUGUUUUUUUUUUUCCUUCUCAAUUAAUAAAUCCCACGUUUUCUUAAUUUUAUUUUGGCCUACUUCAUUGCUAAGAUGGUUAUAAGGAUCAGAGAAAGGGGUUAUAAGGAUCAGUCAUAUAGGUGUGGGGAGGACAGAACCUUCUAGUUGUUACACUGGCUAACUGUGUGGACCACAUCCUCUACCCUUUUGAGUCUGUAAUGAGGUUUAUCCAAAUUUUAUUCCUUUUUAUAUGGCAAUAGGUAUCAAUAUCAGUAGGUGGAUUAGGGCCAUGUUUCCUAUACUCCUGAGGGGGGAGUUGAUAUUUGAUGGUUUUUAUUCUAAUGGUCAUAUUUAAUAGUUCACAUAGUUCACCAGUGAUCCACCCUCCUGUCGUCUCGCACAUUCCACCUAUGUGUGAUCUUGAUUUAAAAAAAAAAAAAAAAACCCAAAGCAUUUUAAUGACACUCCCUACUGUCAGGGAGGGAGGGGGGGCACCAGAGGAGCACUUGGGUCCUUUGUGCUGGUUAUGAGAUCUGUCGUAUUUUCUGCACUAUGCAUGACUCUUCCAGCUGCAGACUCUUUUUGAUGGCAGGCCAGGUUACAAGCUUGAAUGUGUGAGGCCAAACGGCAUUAUGGGGAUUAUGGCACAAUUCAUACUGUGGUCCAUUUUCCUGUUUUGGGGUUUUAUGGUCAGUAAUGAAGGUAUGGUGAAUGGUGCGAUUCCACAAAUACCAUUGUAGGUUUUAAUUUGUUAAAGAAGGCUCAUCCUGUGCACGGAGAAUUACUAGAAUAAUUUUCCUGGGUAGUUUUUUUUGCCAUUUUUCAUGUUAAAAGGCAGAUUACAUUGUGCUUCUGCAGAAUAUUACCGCUUUGACAAAGGCACAGACAGUUCGUAGUGUGAUCUGGCAGCAUUGCACAUUUUUGAAAGCAUUGCACGCAUACACAUGCAUGAGGGAAGGAGGAAAAUGAUACAUGACGUUGGUUGGCCAACAAUUUAUGACUUUUGAAGAGUGGUUCCCAGUAAGGUUUUUUUUUCUCCUUAACUCUUCUUUUUCCCAGAAACUAAAAUUCCCUAGAAUGCCCCUACUAUUUUUACCCAUCUUUGCCUAAGUGAAGUUACCUUUUUUAUACUGUGCUUUACAGUUGCCUUAAUACUGCUCAUGUGCUGGCCCACAUAUACAAGUACAUCUUGAAGGCCUGAGUCUUCAUAUGUAUAAGGUUGCUGGGUCAUGGGACUCUGACCAUUGUCUGAGUAGUAUACUACCUUUCAGCUGUCUCAGUAGCAGUUCGUAAUUAACCUUACUUUGUUCCCUCCCCUUUCACUCCUGGAAAUGGUCCAAAUCAGUGCACUCUGUUUGUGUGAAGUCUUGUGGAACAGGAAGUGGACAGAUAAUAUGAUAUGAAGUGGGUAAAUAUCCCAGCUGACCGUACUCUCCCAUUUCUUCUUUGGCUUGCUGUGCUGCAUCCUGUUAUCACAUGAGGCAGACCAUAAGAAGAGCGGACCCGUUUUCUCAAGAUUCUCAAAUCCAUCCGGAAUUCCCAUGCUGUCCCUUACCAACUGGUUUUCAAAGACAUUUCUUACCUACUGUUUUGCGCAUUUGUUCAGUUGACCUUGCUCAGUUGUUUGGGUGUGGGAGGUGCCGGACCUGCCUGGUUGCCAAGUGAUCCUCAGUCCAUGUCUUUUCUUGCAUGUUGAACACUUUCUAAGUGGAAAAACCAAUGCCAUUUGUGUACGAGGCCUUCUUCGUAAAUGGUCCCCUCUGACGAGUCUCUCUCAUUGGACAAUGUUGUCUUGUGCUUGUUGCUAAGAUACAUCCGGGCCUCCCGUGAGUGACACUUAGCUUCCGUGAACAGAAAUCCGUUGUUUUCACUUUUCCUCCCUGGAGGCGGAAGGGGCACAGCCCCUGUUUCUCUUCAUGGGCCUAGACGCCUGUUAAAAUAAUGAGCAGUAUUACCAAACCACUACAUUUAAGAAUAAAAUGCAUCUUCAAGAUCUUUUAAGCAUUGGAUAUUUUUAACUUCUAGAUUUAGUUAAGAACUGAAUUGUAGUUUUCUUCUUUUGGUUUCAGUAAUUUUAUGUAAUCCUAAUUACCACUGUAGUGGUUUAAUAUUAUAAUGCUCACCUUUUGUUGAGAAAAUGUUUACAGACAAAUGUUUUUUGUUACACUAAUGUGCAUCAUAUUUAUGGUUCAUUUGAAAGCUUUUUAAUGUUUUUCCCUUUUUUGUAUUUCCGUCAAUAACCCAUAACAGCUGAUUUUACAGAUGCAGCUGUAAUAAUCAUACAAAUGAUGGAUUGAAAAUUUGUCUGCCCCGACGCCCAACAUCCUUUUGUUGUUGUGGUGACGCAGCAGCACCAUUCAGUCUCUGGCUGCACAUCGCGGAUCAGGCACAAGUGACCAGUUUUACUUCUGUGUUUCUGACAUGCUAACUUAUGUCUUCUCUGUGUAUUAUGGCAAUUAUUGUAUUUUUCCUGAAGGUCUUUUAUUUCUUUCUUUGAAUAAACUCAAAGUGAUAUACA
Paramormyrops kingsleyae is the source of this 7608-nucleotide messenger RNA. NCBI's taxonomy places the organism in Eukaryota, Metazoa, Chordata, Actinopteri, Osteoglossiformes, Mormyridae. The record is from RefSeq and is a predicted model, not a curated record.